Messenger RNA from Colletotrichum scovillei, 6366 nucleotides. Its product is annotated as peptidase family C50. The transcript is spliced from 2 exons. The record is from RefSeq and is a predicted model, not a curated record. Gene Ontology annotation, biological process: meiotic chromosome separation; proteolysis. Gene Ontology annotation, molecular function: cysteine-type endopeptidase activity; protein binding. NCBI's taxonomy places the organism in Eukaryota, Fungi, Ascomycota, Sordariomycetes, Glomerellales, Glomerellaceae. Gene Ontology annotation, cellular component: mitotic spindle; mitotic spindle pole body; cytoplasm. Bases 1 to 6366 code for a protein of 2121 amino acids.
AUGACUACGUUACAAAGCAAAGUCGACGCUGUUAAGGCGGCGGCUGGGUCGACUGCAACAUGCACAUCAACAACCACAGUGCUCCUCAAAGAACUUCUCGCAACUGAGGCCGAGGCGCAAUCGACAGCGCAGAAGAAGAAAGUGGCGACGACGACACGAGGGAAGACCAUUGGCACAGCACGGGGGGCCGCGACUGCGAGCAAAAAGGAGGAACUGACACCAAAGGAGAAGGCCGCGCUGGCGGCGCACAUAAUCAAUGUCGCCCUCAAAUCACUCACCGAGGCAUCCAAGCCUGCGCCCCCCGCCCAACCUUCGACCCCGUGCCGACGACAAAAUUCAGGCGAUGACCUACGAAAGCCUCAGAAUAAACGGCCCCUGAGGCGGUCCAACUCCAUGCCCAUGACCCCGAUGCAGCCACGUUCACUCAACAGAACUUCGACGUCACCCACAACAACACCGAAGCCCACGAAAAGCACGACAACGACGAUUCCCACAGUCACUUGCCUUGCGACGGUAGAGUGCCUCCGAGCUGCGUUUGCGUGCUUGAGAUCCCUCCAUACCUCUGGCGCAGUGCAGCUGCCCGACCUGCAACUCGAGAGCGGGAUAUCUUCCUUUGUUGGCAAGCUCGUCGGACUAGACCUCCAGGAGCAUGCGCUGCGGGAGUUGACGCUUUUGAGGCAAAGAAUCGACGCAAUGGCUCCUUCAGCAAAACCAAAGACGAAAGCAGCUAGAACAACAGCGGCAAGCACCAAAGUCAGAGGUCUCGCAGAAAUCUUGGACUUUGGUGAUGCCAAGUUCUCCGGCCCGACCCUUGGCCUGGUAAUCACGACUCAGACGCAGAUCCUGCGCUUAAUGUCUGCGAAUAAGAAACCAGCAACGAUCGAAGCAGCAUUGCCAUACUUGGUCCCUACCCAUCCGACUUCACCGAUCAACCUCCUCCUAGAAUCAGCCAAGGAGUCCGCCUCAGCGAAGACGAAGGCUGCGCGACAACUCGAUCUCCUUUCACAACUUCUCCUCUCUCUAGCCCCGAGCUUGGCAAGCAAAGACGAUGACGUUGCCGUGGACUGCCGUCUGAGUUGCGCCCCGGCUACUGCGCUGGAAUUACAAACCCUGGGAUUGGAGGCGCGUCUGCAUUGGUGGCACAUGGCUGGCCACAAGGCAGAUGUGGACAAAGACAUCAUUUCACCACUUUCCCGGUGCAUCACCUCGUACAUUCGCAGAGUCAAGUCUGACUCAGCCGGGGCAUAUCGCAAGUCUCUCAACGCUUUCGAUCGCAUCAUCACCAUGGUCAAGAGUCAGCGCCUGGAGCCGAUAGUCGCUUCGAAAUCACCACUCGUUGUGAUUUAUCAAGCUCUGGGAACGGUGGCCCAGACUGCUCGCCAUUUCACGGAAGCCGCCGAAUGGAUUUCGAAAAUCAAGGCGACUCUGGACCCAGCCAGCGAUUCCCCCGCAAAGCGCUGCGCGGUUGCCGCACAGCUUGUAGCUGUAUACGGGAAACAGACACCUUUACCUCUGGAGUCGCUGUCUACGUACUUGAAGGAAGUUUACGACGCCCUCCAAGGGACGCUGAAGGGUGACGUCACAGAACUCGAGGAGCUCAUGGUCAAUCUAUCAGCUGCUCGUAGGUCGGCAGUAGGAAUUUUGGCUGGCAAACUUACGGAUAAGUCUCAAAAAUUAGACGAACUUCUCAACGACCUCGUCCUCCAAUUUCCUCGAUUUGCCCUUCGAUGGUUGGGGAAGCAGCCGACGAAAGACGCUUCCCCAAAAGAUCACGUACGCUACGAGUCGAGGAAACAGUUAUUACUUACUUCGAUAACACAAAUCCUGGACUCGGCCCUGAUGAUCGCCAAAUCUCAACUUGACGACAACAAAAUGACCUGGACAGUGCUUGACGGCCUACUUCAAGAGUGCCUCAUUCUCUUGGACAUGAUAGGCGACGCAAGUAUCGCACUCUCGAAGGCAGACGCCUCAAGCCUCUACCACGUCAAACUCUCGCACCUCUACUUCAUGUUCUUCAACUGGUAUCGUCGCAACGCCGAGUCUAAACCCGGAGAUAAGACUCCUCUUCGAGCUCUGAGACGAUCUGUAGACUGUGUCAAGGAUCGUUCCUCUGAGGAGAAGGAGAAGGCGCAGACAACAGCGAAACUCGAGUACUUUGCGGACCUCUGUAAGCAGGCUGGUCGAGUCAACGAUGCUCGCGACGCACUGAAGCUCAUUUGCACGAACAUGGUUGAAGAUGGAGUUUUGUCCACGGUGGCUGCAUCUUUGGCUGAGAGUUCACCUGCAGUGGCUUGGAGCGCCAGCGUCAAGGCCGAGACAUUGUCAAGGACAAUAGGUACAAUGGUCAAGCUCGAUCAAUCCUGGAAUGAUUGGACUUUCUUCCUUGCGGAUGUUGAGCGGGCUGCGGUCCUGGAGCGCAUCAUUCAACUCAUCCUCUUCAACUCGUCUAGCGACCCCAAGCCUGACGACAUCAAGGACCCGGUUACCGAGGCUCUUUUGAGAAUCUAUGCGCCCGAUCGCUUUCCCGUCCGCCGCCUUCGGACGUUGCUGCAGCUACUCACCAUGUCAAUCGGCGACAAAGGUGAAUUUCAGAGCCUUCGAGAGCAGGCAGAGGCUGCUUUGCAGCUCUGUCGUGACCAGAACUUUGGCGAUGACGCUAGCCUAGCUGAGUACGUCUCCGAUCUCGAGGCCGGUCUCUCGUCUACACUGGCUCUCGUCGCAACAGAGGCAGAGUGGCGCACAGCCGACUUCGAAGAGUCAACGAGUAUCUGGCGUUCGAUUGUCAACCAGUGCCAGACCAAGGAUGACCUCCUAUCCAAGGUUAGCGACACUGAGGGACUCAUCAGGCAGCUCAAUUCCAUUGCCGAGUACGCAAGACUCAGGGGCGAGGACGAAUUCUUAUUAUCUGUUUUGACAUUAUGUGCCGACAUCGCGUCCAAGCUCUCCGAUUCCUCCACGGACUUGCUUCUCCAGGCGCAAAGUAACCUCGCGGAUCAAUACACACAUCUUGGUUACUCCGAAAAGGCCGAAGAGAUCCUCAAUAAAGCCAAGAAACUCGCAGAGGCCACAGCUACCAAUCCCGACCUUGGUGCCGUAAACCUUCAGAUCUCCCUCUCUGAGUAUCAGCUGGCAAACCAGAACUCUGACGCGGCCCACAAGAUGCUGCUGCAGGGCGAGAUCAGCUUUGAAAACUCUUCCAGUGUGAGGAAGGCUCCUAGGCUCCAAAGAAAGUUGCUUUUGGCCAGAGCUGCCAGUCUUUCUUCCCGAAUCAACUGGGACAAGGGUGAAUAUCAACAUGCUUUGUUCCACGCCAAGACGAGCGUGCGAAUCUUGUUCCAGGACUGGACAAAACUAGAGGCUCGCUGGAAAGAUGCGCCCAAGGCAGAGUCCAAGCAGACCUCUAGAGAAGGUUCUCCUGAUGCGGAGGAAAGCCUUGUAUCGACUGGCAUUUCGACAAAUCUGAUCGAGCUAUCCGACGGUCCUGACAGCUGGGCACUUGCUUGUGGUCUUCUGAGAGCCAUGCUGCACCUUUCUUCCGUAUACGCUCACUUGGGAAUGUUUCAAGAGACUGUCUAUUAUGCCGAAAAGGCGCACCAGGUUGCCAACGCCACAAACGCCUCCAUCUACAGAGCUCAGGCUGCUAGUUGGAUCGGUUCGGUAUGGCUGAAGGCCUGCAAACUCGAUAAGAGCCUUGGCUACUUGAAUGAAGCAAGGCAGCUCAUGGCCACGGCUGUUAAGCCGACACGUCAAGCGUUCCAGCUGGCUUGCGAGCUCAGUGCUUCGUUUGGAGAGAUGAAGGACCAUGAGAACGAGAAUCUACUCCUUGAGCUUGCCGAGGUCACGCUUGGCACCCUUAACAACAGCAACCGAGGCGCAAUCACUGGCGUCAACGAUGAGCAGGUGGUCAGUAAGAUGGCAAAGCUCACGCUCAAGGCACCGGCUGCGCGCAGAACACGAGUGACUAAGCCAGCGGUCCCAGCAACCACGAGAGCGACCAGAGUUACGAAAAGAGUGGCAGCGCCCAAGACAAAAGCUGCUGCUGCUGCUGCUCCAAAGGCCGCUAUCGUUGCAGCAAACGAUAGCGCAUCCGACCUCAAAGCCUCCAUGCUGUUGUACAAAGCACUUGUCCACCUUAGUAAGGGUGACUGGGCUGCAGCAGCAGAACUUCUCGAGGAGGCGAAGCAGAUGUCUAGCAGCUUGCGAGAGUCUUUGCGAGUCCAGAUUGGUGAGGCUACUUGUUUGAUUGAACAGGGUAUCAAGCAGAUGGAGGGCGAUUCGGUCUUCUCGGUUGUGAAGGAAUCAACCAUCUCUUACCCGUCCAUCCACGCCGCAACCGACAAAAAUAACACGGAAAAGACGCAACCGACGGCAUCCUCUCCGCGAAAGGCGCAAGGCCGUGCUACCUCUGCCGAGCGUAAGGUGAUGAGAGAAAACGCAACCUUUGUCGAAACUUUGGAACAAGCGCAAGCUCAGCUCAUGGAAGCUCAAGCUGCCGCUGCUAUUUCAGGAAACGGACACCUGGUUCAUCGCAUCUCUGCGUUGCUUCAGAGCACGGGCAUUUUCCUAUCGGCAGCCUCUCAUCAGACGCCCAAACACAUGGGAGGCUUUGGAUAUGCCGCCUGCUCCGUCGAGUUUGCACGAAAUCUGACUUGGAAACGGGAGCGAAACACCGUGGCCACGGAUCACCUCAAUGCCAGCUUCAGCGAGGCGGGCUGGCCACUUCCUCUCACGUUGAAGGAUGAUAGACGGGCAAGCAUUGUUACUGUUGACGAUAUGGCGAAAUUCCAGCGUGACUACAUCGACAUCAUUCCUGAAGCGUGGAGUGUCCUGUCGAUCGCGCUAAGCGACAACCGCAAGGAUUUGUGCAUCACCAAGUUACAGUCAGGCCAGAGCCCUUUCGUCUUGCGACUACCGCUCGAGCGUGUGGCUUCUCGCGACGGCGAGGACGAGCUUUUCGACUUCCAGCAUGGAUACGACGAGCUUAUGGAUAUUAUCCAGGCGACUAACGCGAGUUGCCACAACACUGGUGACUACACUGCAAAGGGGGCCAAAUCAGCAUGGUGGGCUCAGCGCGAGAAUCUGGACAACAGAUUCAAGGAUCUCCUCGACAAUGUCGAGCAGGUCUGGCUGGGUGGGUUCAAGGGCAUCUUCUCCCAACAUCGUCAUCGCGCCGACCUCAUCGCCAAGUUCCAAAAGGCCUUUUCCAAGAUUCUUGACAAGCAUCUGCCCUCGCGCAGGCAGGUCCGAGGAAAAAAGACUAGCAAGUCCCCCAAGAUUACCUUGGAGCCGCGUAUCCUCGAUCUUUUCGUUGGCUUGGGAGACCCGUCUAUGCCGGACAGCGAUCUUGAGGAGCCUCUGAACGAUCUUCUCUACUUUGUCGUGGAUAUUCUUCAGUUCCACGGCGAGAGAAAUGCCUACGAUGAGAUUGACUUUGACUCCAUGGUCUUGGAUACGUUUGAUGCUCUUCAGGCGUACCAUAACGCUGCCAAGACUUCGGAGCCCGAGGAAGGCGCCCACAGCAUUCUCAUCCUCGACAAGGCUCUCCAUGCCUUCCCUUGGGAAUCACUCCCAUGCACGGAGGGUCUGGCGUAUUCUCGCGUUCCCUCAUUGUCCUGUCUGCGUCGACUACUUCUAGAGCAGCGCGAGGCCCGAGAUCCUGAUGAUGAAAAGGUCCACCACCGACACACGGUAUCACCUGUCGGUGGCACGUACAUUCUGAACCCCGGCUCUGAUCUCAAGAACACUCUCGCCACUUUCGAAAAGCCCCUCAAGGAGAAGUUGGGCGAGUCCUGGACAGGCAUCGUCUCGCGUACACCGACCGAGGACGAGUUCGAGGGAGCGCUCAAGAAGUCUGACAUACUCCUCUACUUUGGUCACGGCAGCGGCGCGCAGUACAUUCGAGGCAAGACAAUCCGAAGACUGGAGAAGUGCAAGGCUGCGGCGCUGUUGAUGGGGUGUAGCUCGGCGUCCCUGCAGAACGUCGGCGAGUACGAGUGCCACGGUCCAGUAUGGAACUACAUGCUCGCCGGGUGUCCCGCCGUUGUGGGCACUUUGUGGGACGUGACGGAUAGGGACAUUGACCGGUAUGCGGGCCGGUUGUUCGAAGAAUGGGGACUGAUGGAAAGGGGCACGUUUGUUGAGGACAGCUCGAAGAAGAAGGGCAAGGGCAAGGGGCUUUUUGCUACGGAGAAGAAGACCAAGGCGAAGAAGGAGACGACAAAGGCUACCGGGCGUGGGAACGCGUCGCUCGUGGAGGCUGUCGCCAGAGCUAGGGACGCCUGUCGGUUUAGGUACAUCACGGCUGGCGCGGUAUGUGUAUACGGUAUUCCGGUGUAUAUUGGCAAGGACAAGGCCGAGGGUGCUUGA